ACGUACAGCUAGUUUUCAUCCAGCAAAACUAUCUACUUUCGUCUGUUAACAAAGAUGUUAAAUGGUUCAGUGAAAUCCAUAUUUUACGUGAAUUAUUAAAUUCAUUAAAACGAGGAUUUAACAUUUACCAAGCUGUAAUUUAUCGUUCAUAAGUAGGGAAGACUGUGUUACAUUUUGUCGUAUAUAUUACCAAGCAUAUGCUAUGUGUAACAUAAUCUGUAACUACAUUCAUACAUAAAUCCUGUCACUAGUGAUACAGAUGAUAGGUGAACAGUUAAAAUUGAGGCAACAAGUGGUAGCUACUGCGACAGUCUAUUUUAAAAGAUUUUAUGCUCGCAAUAGCUUAAAAUGCAUAGACCCUCUAUUAUUAGCUCCUACUACAGUCUUUCUGGCAUCAAAAGUAGAAGAGUUUGGAGUAAUUUCUAAUAGUAGACUGAUAUCGACAAUGGGAAAUGUAAUUAAGAACAAAUUUAGUUAUGCGUAUUCGCAGGAAUUUCCAUAUCGUACAAAUCAUAUCUUGGAGUGUGAGUUUUAUCUUUUGGAACAUUUGGACUGUUGUUUGAUAGUAUAUCAACCAUACCGUCCUUUGUUAACAUUAAUUCAGGAUGUGGGACCAGAUGAUCAGUUACUUAUGCUUGCGUGGCGUAUUAUUAAUGACAGUCUAAGAACGGACGUAUGUUUGUUAUAUCCGCCUUAUCAAAUAGCUAUUGGCUGUUUGCAAAUAGCUUGCGUGAUAUUGCAGAAAGAUCUCAAAUCGUGGUUUGCGGAAUUAAACGCAGAUAUGGAAAAGAUUCAAGAGAUAGCACGGUACAUAAUAAAUUUAUAUGAAUUGUGGAAAAAAUAUGACGAAAAGAACGAGAUGCCGGCAAUAUUAGCUAAAAUGCCAAAACCAAAAGCAGCGCCACAGCGUUGACAGCAAGUUCUUGAUUCGCCGAAUGUCUGGGAUUCGUGCUAAUGCAGUGAACUGCUUCGAUUAAAAAUCUAUCCUUUUUCCCAACAUAUAUCACUAUCAGACAUACAUAGAAUUGACAACGAAUAUUGUUCUGCAUUUAUAUCUGCGUAAAAGUAUGUCUUAAUCCAUACAUAAAGCUAUGUUUCAAAAUAUGUCCAAAUAAUAAUAUUGCAGAAUUAUUUGAUAUUUCUGUGUACUUGAUGCUCGAUAUAACGUAUGGACGAGAAUUAUACAUGCCACAGUUAAAUGAUUAUUACAAUUUAAUCCAAUUUUGCUCACUACCUAAUAAGUGUAUAGUAAAACUACUAAUUUAUAUGUUUAUUCGCAUGCCUUUCAUCAUUUGUAUACAGUAUUACCUAUUGAUUUAA
Molecule: messenger RNA, 1320 nt
Organism: Temnothorax curvispinosus
Lineage: Eukaryota; Metazoa; Arthropoda; Insecta; Hymenoptera; Formicidae
Product: cyclin-C-like
Exons: 3
Coding region: 260-913 (217 amino acids)
Biological process (GO): positive regulation of transcription by RNA polymerase II
Cellular component (GO): nucleus; mediator complex
Molecular function (GO): cyclin-dependent protein serine/threonine kinase regulator activity
Source: RefSeq, a predicted model, not a curated record